GCUGCACUCUUUCAAGACAACCUUGACCAUGCGCUUAAUCUAUUAGCUGGAUGGCCAUCGCGGGCCUUGGUGGAACACGGGCCAAAACAGCGGCUCGUCUUUCCCCAUGCUGAUGCCCGCUGUUCACUGCUGUUGCGCAACAUUUGCAAUUAUGCUAGGGACAAUGAAUAGUCUGCAAGUCUACGAGUCUUCGAUCUUUGAGCCCAUCCCACGUUCCCGGGACUUGAUCCACACCUUAUGGGGUUAAUAACGCGAGCUAGGCCAUCGCUCAUCAGGGAACUUGAUCUUGAUAACCACGAUGUGAAACCAACCUAGACUGCGCGCCAUGAUACAUCAGAUUCUCCGCCAUGUUGCUACCUAACAUAUGAUCGAGUUCAUAUCAUAAAGCGGCCCGGCCUCCCCCUUACGGAUGAUCCAUUCCCUCGUGUCCGACCUGCCCCUGACUUCCAACCCAGACCCCCCGUCCCUUCGCCAUGUCGAACGCAACGACCUCAGCGAAGAUUGGAAAACCGCCAAACAACACGAGGGACUACAACAUCAUCAGGGGUAUCUACCGACAAUAUGGUGUUACGACACUCGAUCCCAGUCUGGGCUACCUCUUCGCCGCAAAGGAGCCUGCAAACGCCGUUCACGAGUCCAAGCAAGGCGCCAUCAUCGCGGGAAUGAUUGUCGUCUUGCUCGCCAUCAUCGUACCGACAGCAGGAAGACUUUGGGUUCGAGGACGGGGGGCACAAACCAAGUUCGGAUGGGACGACUGGGUCAUCAUCGCAGCGGCGACUCUUGCGGUGGUAUAUCCGAUCCUACAGAUCCUCGUCGUCGUCGACGCGGGAGGCGGCACGCACACCUGGGAGAAUACCUACGACGACUACCAAUUCUACUCGUAUUACCUCACCGUCUGCCGACUGCUCUACUACCCUAUUGUCGGCAUCAUCAAAAUUUCCAUCACUCUCUUCAUCAGACGGCUCGUCGACACAGCCUACAGGACCUGGAGGAUUCUUGCGGACAUCUUCCUCGGAACGCUCGUUGCAUAUGUCAUCGCCGCCUUGUUUUGGAGCAUCUUCCUGUGCAAUCCGCCACGAGCUGUAUGGGACAGAGAGUUUGCAGGAGCUUUGGCAGAGCCAGCGACGUGCGGAAACCAGUUCCUCAGUGCGAAGGUUCUCAGCAUCAUCCACGUGGUGCAGAGUAUCCUCCUCCUGGCGACGCCAAUCAUCAUCUUGUGGAGCAUUCGCAUUGAUAGGGGCAAGAAAAUCAGGCUCUUCAUCAUCUGGGCCUCUGGCGGGCUCACUGUGACUGGCGGCCUCUUACAACAGCUGCAGCCAUUCACAUCAACAGAUAUUUUCUGGGACUACACCAUCAUCUUGAGGUGGACAGUGCUCGACAUAUCCAUGGGCAUCGUCACCGCCUCGCUACCUGUGCUCGACGCGGCCAUCAUGGGAUCAUGGCACGCAGCAAAAUCUACACUCGGGCUGUCGAAUCCCGACAAGCAGAACAGCAGGGGGACGAGGGGGACCAGAGGAACGAAUGUCGAGACGAUCAGCUCCGGACCCCGGAAAAACUAUGCCAGCUCGGCUGAGAACAUCGUUGGAAAAGACGACGGCCUUGAGAUGGACGUCAUUCAACACAACGGGCCAGAUGAGACGAGUGAUAAUCACUCGAUACCAGAUACUACGGGCCAUGACAGACGACAUAGGGUCAAUAACAUGGUAUGAAGAUACGAUUUAAACGAAAGAAGUAACAUAGUGUAAUCCAUAACCAUAUAGAAAAUAUCAAAAUACUAUUGCUGUGCAAAGUUCAAA
Molecule: messenger RNA, 1796 nt
Organism: Colletotrichum godetiae
Lineage: Eukaryota; Fungi; Ascomycota; Sordariomycetes; Glomerellales; Glomerellaceae
Exons: 1
Coding region: 474-1709 (411 amino acids)
Source: RefSeq, a predicted model, not a curated record